Molecule: messenger RNA, 2065 nt
Organism: Astyanax mexicanus (Mexican tetra)
Lineage: Eukaryota; Metazoa; Chordata; Actinopteri; Characiformes; Acestrorhamphidae
Product: zinc finger protein 501-like
Exons: 2
Coding region: 164-1387 (407 amino acids)
Biological process (GO): regulation of transcription by RNA polymerase II
Cellular component (GO): nucleus
Molecular function (GO): DNA-binding transcription activator activity, RNA polymerase II-specific; RNA polymerase II cis-regulatory region sequence-specific DNA binding
Source: RefSeq, a predicted model, not a curated record
AGAAGAAGAAGAUCUGAGUCCGCAGUGUUUUAUAGAGAAACAGGAUCUGAUCUGCUGCAGAAUGGAAUGACCUCCAAUCCCAAAGCUUCUGCUGCUUCGGGUCCAAUUGUCUUCUUUUCCUUCCCCAAGUACCUCAAGAAACACCACAAAAAAGGAACUCACAAUGUUGUCAUCAGAAGAAAUCAAAUGUGAGGAUGAACUUUUGAACAGUUCCAUCACUCAAGAGGAAUAUUUUCAGGGUAAUUUUUCUCCAAAAGAGGAAACUCAGAACCUUCCAGAAAAAGGGACGUCUCACCACUGCCCAGACUGUGGGAAGGGUUUUACGAAACAGAGCGAUCUUCAAAAACACCAGCGCAUUCACACUGGAGAGAAACCAUUUCAGUGCCCAGAGUGUGGGAUGAGUUUUAGAGAGAGUGGUACCCUGAAAACACAUCGACGCAUUCACACUGGAGAGAAACCGUAUCAGUGUUCAGAAUGUGGAAAAGGUUUUAGAGAAAGUGGUAACCUCAGAAAACACAUGCGCAUUCACACUGGAGAGAAACCGUAUUGUUGCUCAGAGUGCGGAAUGAGUUUUAGAGAAAGUGGUACCCUCAAAACCCACCAGCGCAUUCACACUGGAGAGAAACCGUAUUACUGCUCAGAUUGUGGAAUGAAUUUUAGAGAGAGCAGUAACUUUAAAGCACACCAGCGCAUUCACACUGGAGAGAAACCGUAUCAGUGCUCAGAGUGUGAGAUGAGUUUUAGAAAAAGUGAUAGCCUCAAAAAACACCAGCUGAUUCACACUGGAGAAAAACCAUAUUACUGUUCAGAUUGUGGGAUGAGAUUCAGAGUGAGUUGUACCCUCAAAACACACCAGCGCAUUCACACUGUAGAGAAACCGUAUCACUGCUCUGAUUGUUGGAAAAGCUUUAAUCAAGAAGUUGAUCUUCAAAAACACCAGCGCGUUCACACUGGAGAAAAACUGCAUCAGUGCUCAGACUGCGGGAAGAGUUUUAGUCAAGAGAGUGCUCUUCAAACUCACCGGCGCAUUCACACUGGAGAGAAACCGUAUCGCUGUUCUGAGUGUGGGAUCAGUUUUAGGAGAAGUGAUUCCCUCAAAAAACAUAUGCAAAUUCACACUGGAGAGAAGCUGUAUCCGUGUUCAGACUGUGGGAAGAGUUUUGAUCAGGAGAGUACGCUUAAAAGACACCGGCGCAUUCACACUGGAGAGAGACCCUAUUACUGCUCAGACUGCGGGAAGAGUUUUAAUCAAGACAGUGCUCUGAAAAGACACCAGAAAAUUCAUAGUGGAGAGAAACCGUAUCAGUGCUCAGAGUGUGGAAAGGGUUUUAAUCAGCUUAGUAAUCUCAAAAGGCAUCAGCACGUUCACACUGAAAAUCUAAAGUAGAUGUUUGGACUCGUUGAAGUAUGACUGUUCUUUUAUAAGAUGCUGUUAAUUAGGCUCUGUUCACAUUACCAGGCUAAAGUGGUUCAGAUCUGAUUUUUUCAUGACUGUGUGAACGUGCCAAUUCUGAUUUUUUCAAAUCCGCUUCGAGUUACUUUCAUAUGUGGUCCUAAAUCACAUACGUAUCCGAUCCAUAGACAUGCGACAUGAAUGUGAACAGUCAAAUCUGAAUUCAUGCGUCUUUUUGCUUUUAUGUUGUCAAAACUAAAUAUUGUCAUUUAAAGUAUUUAUAUGCAGAAAAUGAGAAAUGGCUGAAAUUUUUUCAUGCAUCUUGGCAUCAUGUUCUCCUCCACCAGUCUUACACACUGCUUUUGGAUAACUUUAUGCUGCUUUACUGCUGGUGCAAAAAUUCAAGCAGUUCAGUUUGGUUUGAUUGCGUGUGAUCAUCCAUCUUUUAAUCUACAUUUUGUUAGUUAGCUAGCUAGCUUACCUCAUUAGGAAUUAUUAGUCUUUUUAAUAAUAAUGCCCUGUAGCAAAAUAUAUACGUUAUGUAUUGUUGAUUAUUGACUAAUUAUUAUCUAAAUAACUUUAUGGCAAUUAAAAGGGUUUAAUUGUGCAUGUUCAUUGAAUUUUCAGUUUUGCUACUACUAAUUAUUUGUAUUCAACGUAUAAAUAGGUGAA